AUGGUAAAGGUGGAGUGGAGGAAUCUGGGUAAGGAUCAGUUCACUAAUAAGUUGAAGGCCUUGACAACACCGUUGAGGAAAUGGCAUAAGGACAAUUUUGGGGACAUGGACAAGAGAAUAAAGCAGUUUGAGGAAGAGAUUAAGAAGAUUGAUGAUAUGGUUAUUGCUGGCAGGUAUGACGGAACAGUAGAGGCUAGACGGAAGGCUCUUGUGACUUGUUGUGCGAAGUGGUAUGCCAGAAAGGAGAUUCAUUGGAAGCAGAUGUCUCGAUUCCAACAUGCUAGAGAUAUGGACAAAAACACUAGAUACUUCCAUAACCUAGCGUCGGCUAGAAGGAAGAAUAACAGGAUUGAUUCUCUGGUAAUCAAUGGUAGAUUAGUGAGGAACCAGUCCAGAAUAAAGGGUGCAAUUACGGGAUUUUAUAAAGAUCUGUAUCGACGGGAAUUGGCUCCUACGAUUGGGAUCUGUGAUGGUUUGGUUAAGCAGAUUGAGGACGAGGAAGCAGCAAUGCUAGAGACAAUGCCAUCGCCUGAGGAAAUACGAGAGGCAGUCUGGGAUUGUGAGUCCAGUAAUGCACCAGGUAGUGAUGGGUACAAUAUGAAUUUCAUAAAGAAAUGUUGGGGUGAGAUUGGCCAGGAGUUUACUACAGCUGUAUUGGAUUUCUUUCAAAGUGCGAAGCUACCAACGGAUGCUAAUGUAACAUGGGUGACACUAGCUCCAAAAUUUAUGGGAGCUAAGGAAAUCAAAGACCUGAGGCUUAUUAGCAUGGUUGGUUGUGUCUAUAAGGUGAUAUCAAAAGUUUUGGUGAGAAGAAUGCGAUCAGUGGUGCCAGGUUUAGUGGGGAAAACUCAAUCUGCGUUUGUAAAGGGUUGUAAAAUACACGAUGGGGCACUCAUAGCAUGUGAGACGGUCCAAUGGCUGAAGGUACGCAAGAAGCAGGCAGCAAUUAUCAAAUUGGACUUUCAGAAAGCGUACGACAGGGUGAGAUGGAGUUUUGUAGAUAUUGUGCUGCAGAAGAUGGGUUUUAGUCUUAGAUGGAGGACAUGGGUAAAGGAAUAUGUGACUACAGCGUCUAUGUCGGUGUUCAUCAAUGGGUCACCAUCUAAGCCGUUCAGGAUGAAAAGAGGUCUUAGACAAAGAGACCCUCUCUCUCCCUUUCUGUUUGUUCUUGUCGUUGAUGUACUGCACAAGAUGGUGGGUGAGGCAGUCAAGAAUGGACGUAUUUCUCCACUGUUGGUAGGAAGAGACAACAUAGAGUUGUUGCAUCUCCAAUUUUCAGAUGACACAAUCUUAUUUUGCCCCCAGGAAACAGAGAUAAUAGUGAAUUAUAAGAGACUACUGCAUUGUUUUAAGUUGAUGUCUGGCUUGAGCAUUAACUUUGAGAAGUCCAUUUUGAUCUCGAUUAACUGUGAACAGGAAUGGGUGACAAAUAUGUGUGGUUUGUUGGGAUGUGCGGAAGCCACUCUUCCUGUCAGGUACUUAUGUAUUUCCCUAGAUGCAAACCCUCACCUGGUGAAGACUUGGAAAUCGAUCAUAGACAAGGUGGAAGACAAGCUUAGCUUAUGGAAAGCGAAGUCUCUCAAUAAAGCUGGUAAGUUGGUCCUCAUAAAAUCUGUUCUUAAUAGCUUGACGGUGUACUACUUGAGCUUGUACAAGAUGCCAAAGGUAGUUGCAGAAAAGAUAAUUGGGCUACAGAGAAGGUUUUUUGGAGUAAAGAGGGUGGGAAAAAUGACAUUACCAUCAAGAGGUGGCCUGUGGAAGGAUAUUUGCCAACUUAAUAUUAAAGAGCAACAGGUGCUACAGCAAGAGACUCUCUCAAAGGACAUCACAAGCAAUAGUUUCACCAGUACCUUAUGGAGAGGAUUGGUUCCCCCAAGAGUUGAACUGUUUGCACGGUUUGUCUUAGUAGGCAGAGUCAACACUAAAGAGAGGCUCAAUAGACUAGGAAUUAUACAUCAUGGUGAUAAUAUUUGUGUUCUGUGCAAAAAAGAAAUAGAAUUUGUGAAUCAUUUGUUUCUUGGCUGUGAGUUUACAUGGCAGGUGUGGUGCGCUUGGUUGAUGACUGUCGAUAGAUCUUGGGCUGUUCCGAAGACUGUCAAAGAGCUGUUUGAGAGCUGGAUUGAAGCGCCUGGUCGUAAAUCUGAGCAAAAGAAGUGGCUGAUAGGGUUCUUUACGAUUAUCUGGAACAUUUGGUUGGAACGGAAUAGCAGAGUAUUCCGGAACUGCGAGACAGGUGUUGAUGGAAUCAAGAAUGGGUCGUUUGUGAGUUACAAGGAAUGGUGUGGUGUUUCCGUUCAGUUGUUGAUGCAAUGCCGAAGAUGA
Messenger RNA from Arachis ipaensis, 2322 nucleotides. The record is from RefSeq and is a predicted model, not a curated record. Lineage: Eukaryota; Viridiplantae; Streptophyta; Magnoliopsida; Fabales; Fabaceae.